Molecule: messenger RNA, 2125 nt
Organism: Sciurus carolinensis (gray squirrel)
Lineage: Eukaryota; Metazoa; Chordata; Mammalia; Rodentia; Sciuridae
Gene: Tmem115
Product: transmembrane protein 115
Exons: 2
Coding region: 491-1546 (351 amino acids)
Biological process (GO): retrograde vesicle-mediated transport, Golgi to endoplasmic reticulum
Cellular component (GO): Golgi apparatus; membrane
Source: RefSeq, a predicted model, not a curated record
CCGGCCGCCGCUGCCGCCAGGGGCACGCAGGCGCAGCACCCCUGUUUGUCGGUCCCUGAUAAGGGAGGAGGUACGGUGGAAGUCAAGACCAAGGCCCAGCCGGAGCUGACCCGACUUGACUCGGACCUGGAACAAGGUGCCAGUCCCACGCGGACCUGAGCCCAGGAGUGGAUGGAGGUGCCCCCGCCCUAAGAGCAAAGCUAGCCCAGCCAGCCUGGCGCGGGGCCUACGGGGCAGGCAGGCAGGCGUGCCAAAGCCGCCCAGGGCCUUCCUAAAGGUCCGGGGCGAGGGGCCUAGGCUCCGGCCUGGCGACAAAGCACUUUGGGACCAGAGCCCGUCCCGACCGGAAGCAGAGCCUUCACCAGGACGAUAGGCCAAGGUGACUAGGCCGAGCCCGGGCCUCCCAUCGGGGCCGGACUGGAACGAGGCCCCGGGGAGGCCCCUAGCCCACCCUCCUCACCUUCCCCUCAGGCCAACACCUACCAGGAAAAUGCAACGCGCCUUACCUGGGGCCCGCCAACACUUGGGGGCCAUCCUGGCCAGUGCCAGCGUGGUGGUGAAGGCGCUGUGCGCAGCGGUACUUUUCAUUUACCUGCUUUCCUUCGCAGUAGACACGGACUGCCUGGCGGUCACCCCAGGCUACUUGUUUCCUCCCAACUUCUGGAUUUGGACCCUGGCCACCCAUGGGCUCAUGGAGCAGCACGUGUGGGACGUGGCCAUCAGCCUGGCCACAGUGGUGGUGGCUGGGCGUUUGCUGGAACCCCUCUGGGGAGCCUUGGAGCUGCUCAUCUUCUUCUCGGUGGUGAAUGUGUCUGUGGGGCUACUGGGGGCCUUCGCCUACCUCCUCACCUAUAUGGCUUCCUUCAACUUGGUCUACCUGUUCACAAUCCGUAUCCACGGCGCUCUGGGCUUCCUAGGUGGUGUCUUGGUGGCACUCAAGCAAACUAUGGGGGACUGUGUGGUCCUGCGAGUGCCCCAGGUGCGCAUCAGUGUCGUACCCAUGCUGCUACUGGCACUGCUGCUACUGCUGCGGCUGACCACACUGCUCCAAAGCCCAGCGCUGGCUUCCUAUGGUUUUGGGCUUCUCUCCAGUUGGGUAUAUCUUCGCUUCUACCAGCGCCAUAGCCGAGGUCGAGGGGACAUGGCUGACCACUUUGCUUUUGCCACAUUCUUCCCUGAAAUCCUGCAGCCUGUGGUGGGGCUUCUGGCAAACUUGGUGCAUGGUCUCCUGGUGAAAGUAAAGAUAUGCCAGAAGACAGUGAAACGUUAUGAUGUGGGGGCUCCAUCCUCCAUCACCAUCAGCCUCCCAGGCACAGACCCUCAAGAUGCCGAGCGGAGAAGGCAACUGGCUCUGAAGGCCCUCAAUGAAAGGCUGAAGCGAGUGGAGGACCAGUCCACCUGGCCCAGCAUGGAUGAUGAUGAAGACGAUUCUGGGGCCAAGGUGGACAGCCCCCUGCCCUCAGAAAAUGCUCCCACAUCCCCAGGAAAGGGGGCUGCUCCCGAAUCUAGCCUCAUCACCUUUGAGGCAGCUCCCCCAAAGCUGUAACUCCAGACCAUCUUGAGUGUAGACCCUCCUCUCCCAAGCCCUCAUUGAUGCCUCUCAGCUACUCCAGGGUACUGACUGCUUUGAGAGGGAAGAAGGCCUGCUGGAGCCUUCCAUGGCCACCUGCUGUUUCUCGCCAACACUACCCAGGACUCUUGCUAUCUGGUUCUGACUCCAGAUAACCACUAUGCCAGACAUGGGACCUCUAAGGAAUUGGCCAGUCCAGAAUUUCAUCUGAGGUGAGACUAUACCUCAGCCCCAAGCAAGUAACAGGAACGCUGGUGCCACAGCUCCUGGGCUGGCCUUCACAUCUGAAACUGGUUGCCAAGAGUCAAGGCAAGGAUUUACGUUUGCCAAAAAUGUUUGGGGGCCCAGCCAGUGCAGGAGUCAGCACAGGGCUGCACAUCCCUGCCCACCCCCCAGGAAGACUGUGUUAAUGUCAGGAGUUCUUAUUUCCCUCUGCUGUGGCCAUGACUGCUUCUGGGCCAGAAUAGCCACAGCUCCCAGGUAUUUUCUACAGGACCACUUGAGUGGGCAACCAAGCCCAGCCUCACAGUAUCAAUAAAGCAGUUCUUUGAGGUA